AUGAUUGGCAAGGCCAAGCAUGAACCUAAUAAUACCAGGAAGGAGAGGCCCCAGAAGCGUGGAGGUGGUCGCUUUGAGCCCUAUGGAAACCCAUCAAAGAGAUACCGUGUGUUUGUCAGCAACAUCCCAUACGAUGUGAAAUGGCAGGCACUCAAAGAUCUAAUGAAAGAAAAAGGUAAGGUGUUAAGAGUAGUGUUGGAUCCGCUAUAGAUAUUAAGUCCAGCAAGGCUAAUAAAGCCUCCCAUAACGGGUCAUUUGGGUUGAACCACUUCACCACGUUGACUGGAAGGCUUCUGGCCUGUAAAGGACCCAAGUCGCAAUUCGUAGCUAUGAGGUUCUUGGUAUGCGGACUAGGCGGCAAAACUUGAAAUGGCAGUGGCCUUUCCAUGGAUUGGCCUGUUCUGCUUACUCCCUGGGAUGAUUCAGAUUUCAGAACAGUUCUCUGUGAUUUCUGCCUUCAGCUAGGUAAUUUUUAUAGUGCUACGAAUAGCAUUAUACAUUUGUACUUUGGAGUGAUGGAUUUCUUCAGCUACGCUUGAUUAGACAAUGGGAAUCUACAAAAUAAAGGGAGCUCUUCAAAUGAAAUACAGUGCUUAUAGUAUAUGGGCCAUCAAUUGCACUGUUGUGUUGGGUUUUGCGUGGUAUAUAGCAAAUUGCAUUUCUCACAGAAAAACAUCCUAAUUGCCUUGAGACAAUGAAUUGCUCUCAGGUGCUUACACUACGAUUGUUAAAGCAGGUCUUGCUUAUGUUUUCUGUGUGAUCAUUUUCUUAGAGAUUGUCAAAUUUAGAAUUCUAUCAUGUUUGAAUACUGGUGUUCUGUAAUUGAAUGUUAAUUUGCAGCAUGGGCCAGUUGUCAACUUCUUUUGUCUUAAAUUUGAAUCCUGCAACAAAAGGAACGGUGUACUGUUCAUCUAACAGUUUCAACAGUUGUUUACAUGGCUUUGGCAAAGCUAUAGAUAUGUUAGAACUAAUAUAAUAAAUUAAUAAUGAUAAAGCAUAGGUGUUCUGAGAGGUUACCAAUGCUUUUCAGAAACAUAAUUUAGUGUUUGGAUAUGAUUGAAUGUGGUGUUAAAUUGCAUUCUCUUUUUUAGGUUUGUUGUUUCCGCAGAUGUUGUACCAAUCACGGAUGUGUGUUUUGGGAUUUCUUGGGGUACAGGUCUACAAAAUUAAGCAGCUUCUUACGCCUGUUCUUGUUUCAGCUGAGGAUUGGUUCAUGUCCAUUUAUGGUGUCGACUCAUUUGCUGGAAUUAGCUAUGGUGGUCCCUCUGUUAGUUAAAAAUGUGGACACUUGUGCCUCUCCGUGUCCAAUGGAUGUACAUCUUUCCAAAAAUGUUCUUCAGACAUUGGAGUUAGCGGAGUUGGUACAAUUUUAGUUUUUGUGUGUAUUCAUUCAAAGGUGCGGCAGAACAGUUGUAUCAGUCAGUGGUUCUAAAUACAUUUAACAAGGAACGUGGAUUUUGGAAGGGUAGACUCGUGGUUUCAAAAGCCUUUGCAAACUUUCAUUCUGUAAAGUAAGUUUAUCUUUACUUAGAAAAGGGUUCCUUCAUGAUGGCAAUUCAUCCGAUUACAGGGCUGGUAGCUGUUUGACAAUUGUUCUCUUCAAUAUAUUGGUCUUGGUGUUUUUAGGGCCUUGGCAAGGACAGAACCAGAAGUCAUUUUAAGAUCCAAUAACAGCUUGCCUUUUGUAGACCUGUACCAGAAUUGGCUACUGAGGUGCUUGGGGGGAGGCUCUGGAGUAGCAGGCCCGAGCUCACGGUCACCAGCCGCUUGUGUGUCUGCUCUAAACCCCCAUUGUUCUCUCGGCUUCUCUCCCUUGGUGUGUGUCGUCUGGAAUCUGAUUUGUAGUGGGUGAGGUAACGUACGUGGAACACUUAAUGGAUGGAGAAGGCAAAUCAAGGGUAAGUGCAAUAGUCAGCUUGAGUUUCCUUUUCUUUCAUUGUGGGGAUUUUCAAACAUGGAGUUUUGAUGAAAGUGUGUCAAGUGGGUGACACUGAACAGAAAACAUGGUGCAGUCUGUGGCACUGAUGCUGCUUUUCGACUGUAACAUCAGUGUUACACUAGUGUAUACACCCUGAUGUCAUACUAGGGAAAUUGUUUCCAUGACUAGGGCUGACGGUGAGGAAUUGUGAAGAGCAGAAUCAACAACCUCUACAUAAUCAAAACAGUUGCUUUGUGAGAAGGUGUUAACCGUCGAAGGUGUAAACCCAUGUUCACACUUAGCCAUUAUGAAAAGCUCCAGCAGCCUUGCCUUGGCCCCAAGUCAGAGCAGGUCCACUGAGGCCAUGGCCCAGUGAGUCCCAGGAGCCGGGCUGUGGAGGUGGAAACACAAAAGUCUGAGGCUUUUUGGUGAAAUACCCGGGGUAAAUCCUCAGUGGAAAUGCACCAUGAAUGAAGUCAUCUCCUGGGUUGGUGUCUUAUUGGGAAUUCAGGUUUCAGUAGCUGAGAAAGUACAGUUUGCUGCGGAUUUGUUCAUCUGGGACUUAAUCUAAAAUGGGGCCCAGCCCCCAACAGGUUGUUACAUUGUUGUUACAUGUAAUAGAUUUGAGUCUAUUUAAUUGUUUUUGUGGAACAUAUAUUUCCAAUUUCCAUCAAGGGAGUCCAUUUUGUCAAUGGGACUUCUGCUUUUGAUGUGGACAAUGUUUUAAGGGUUUAGAUUCACCAGACCUCUGCAUUUGUUGACCAGCUUUUAAACAGUCUAAUCAUUUUUAAAGAGUAAAUGACUGUUCAAGGCUAAGGCCAUACAAGUGAGUAGAAUGUGUGUUUAACCUUGUUAUUGAAUAUGGAAGAAGGUCAUUAGAUGGCUUUCAUAACAUGAGCUAUUCUGCCCCCUGAAUAGCAUUGUUCUCUACAUUGCGAAGACUGAUUACUAACUUGAACAUUGUUUUUCUACUUCAAUGAUGCUGUUGUGCGGUCUUCAAUCAACAAAGGGUUGCGCGUAAGUAUUUUCUUCAUUCAAUCUUUAUUCUAAUAGAUGUCUCAAAGUUCUUCUAAGUUCCAUAUAUUCAUCAUGAUGUUUGUCUCAACAGGGUUGUUGAGUUCAGGACUGAGGAGCUGAUGAAGAAGGCUGUGGAGAAGGUCAACAAGUACAACCUGAAUGGUCGGCCCCUGAUGGUUAAAGAGGUAAGUAGUAUUUUUUAAAUCUAACAAUAGGCUUGUAUUUCCUGUUUAGUAAUGUUGGCAAUGUCUCUCUCUUCCUCUUUCCCCAGGACCCAGAUGGUGUGAUUGCCCAGAGGGAUUCCCACAGGGCCCAGGGUGGUGGAGGUGGUGGCGGCCCCCCCGGCGGCCAUGGUGGAAUGAACAUGGGGAUGGAUCGCAUGAAUAUGGAGAGGAUGAACAUGGGCCCAGGACCGGGAGCCCCACCCAUGGUCAACAUCCCCCCCAGUCUCAUGAACAACUCUAACAUCCCCAAUGAGAUCAUCCACGGGCUGCAGGCCGGCAAGAUCGGAAGCACUGUCUUCGUAGCUAGCGUAAGUCGGAGAUUGUAGUCCAGAAUGCCAAUAUGCAUAGUUUUAUUUUGUAUAAUUUGAAAUAAUAUAUUGCAGUACACGUUAUUGCAAUAAUUUUAACCAUGUCAAUGCCAUGUUUUGUGUUUCCAGCUGGACUACAAGGUUGGCUGGCAGAAGCUGAAGGAGGUGUUUGGCAUGGCAGGAGUGGUGGUGCGUACUGACAUCCUGGAGGACAAGGAUGGGAAUAGCAGGGGCAUGGGCACUGUCACCUUUGACAUGCCUAUUGAAGCUGUCCAAGCCAUCAGUAUGUUCAACGGUCAACUGCUGUACAACCGGGUCAUGCAUGUCAAGCUGGUAAGCAAUAUAAUCUAGAGAUUGUACACUCACUAAAAUGAACAAAUGUUACAAUCUGUGUAAACAUUUUGAAUGUAUUUUAAGCUGUGCUCUUGUUGGGUAUUUCAGGAUGAGAAGUCCUUGCCAAAAAGAGACUUUGCACCACCUGAGAGACCCCCAGCACUACCCCGUAAGUACACGAGAGCCCCCCCCCUGUAAACAGAAGCCAAUGAAAAGCUGAAAGAAAACUGCCAUCUCUGUCCAACACAAAAAUAUUGAGUAUGUUCAAGCCUCGCUUCCACAGGCUCUUCAAUAGAAGGGCCGGUAGUAUUUCUUCUUUCUUUCAAUCAUCCAUUGCUUUUCCCUCAGGUGGACUGAGUGGCAUUGGGCUGGGACUGGGGCCUGGUGGCCAACCCAUCGACGCCACCGCACUGAACAGAGGAGUUGGAGGAAGAAUGGGCAGCAUGGGACCUGGAGGUAAGGGGCUGUCUUUGUGAUCCUCCUUCACAUCAAACUUUAAUUUGGCUUGGUUCAGUCACUCACUAAUGUUUGUUUUGGUUUGUAGGCAUGGAUGGCAUGGGCUUCGGUGAUGGCAUGGGUAGAAUGGGAGGUAUGUACGUUUUUGUACUGCAUCCAUUGAUUGGGUAGAGUUAAUCAAAAAAUAUUUGCAUGGUGUUUUUUCUUAUACAUUUAAAUUUUAAUUUCCUCAUCAUAAUUUCCCCCCCAGGUGCGGAUGACUUCGGUGGAGGAAUGAACAACAUGGAGUGCUUCGGACCAUCUGGAAUGGGCAGGAUGAAUGGUAAGGAAAUUAAUUUCACACAUUACAAAUUCACGCUGAUGUGAAACAUUCACGUUUGGCUGGUCUUCUAAUAGUUUCAUCUCGUGUUGUCAGAGAUGGACCGUGGGAUUGGUGGUGCUUUUGACCGGGAGUUUGGUCGAAAUGAAAUGGGCAUGUCUCGCAAUAAUUUUGGAGAGUCCUUUGAUAGAGGAAUGGGUUAGUACUUUAAGGAUUUGCCAAAUGUCUUGCUAACACGUUGAACAUGACUGAUGCUGAUUUCUCACAGGACCUAAACUCUCUCACUAGUCGUGUUGUGUUUUCCCUCGACUUACAGGUAGCUCACUGGGCAUGGACCGCAUGAGCUCUGGCAUGGAUCGCCUGGGUGGUGGAAUGGACCGUCUGGGCGGGAUGGAGCGCAUGGGAAUGGAGAGGAUGGACCGCGUGUCUGAUCUGGACAGGCUGGGGGGGUCUGGCUUUGACAGGAUGGGCUCUGGGCUGGACCGGCUGGGGCCCAGUAUGGAUAGGCUUGGUUCUGGCAUGGAUCGUAUGAGCUCCAGCGUGGACCGCCUGGGCCCAGCUGGGUUUGACUGCCUAGGCCCGUCCAGUUUAGACCGCAUGUCUGCCGGCCUGGACUUCGCCUCCCCCAUGGGCAUGGCGGACCGCAUGAACACCGGCAUGGAGAGGAUGGGAACCAACUUUGACCGCAUGGGGUCUGUCGGCAUCGACCGCUUUUCCACCACUGGGCUUGACCGCAUGGGCUCCACGAUGGUCCGCAUGGGCGCUGCCGGUGUUGGAGGCCAGUUUGACCGGCAAGCUGAGAUGGAGCGUGGAGGCUUCGGAGGAAACAGCUUUGGAGGAGCCGGGGCUGGAGCCAACGCCAGGAAGGGUGGUCAGAUCUUCGUCAGAAAUGUAAGUGUCUCUUUAGAAAUAAUUAUCUUACGUGUCCCCAUUGGUGUGGUUGGAGCAUAUUCAGCAUAUUGAUUUUAAAGGAACGUUCCACAGCUUGUCUCCACGACUCCACAGCAAGUUGUUAGUGGCCCUAGUUAUCUAAAUUGUCCGGAAAUGUAAAAAUAAAUGCGCAAAUAAGCGGUAAAAUAGGCUUUUGUCGAACCAGGAAGUAAUAUGUUAGAAUGAGAUUACUACAGCUUCCAUGGUGCUUUGCGUCUGGAAGGCAAGUACGGAGAGGUGCGUCUAACCUCGAUAUAUUAACUAACGAUACACAACUGCAAUGCACACAUCAGCACUGUGAAAUUAUGCCGAUAUAAAAACAUUAGCUAGCAGGCGCAAAACACUUACUCCAUUGUCAUCUGUCCUCUUGGCCCCCCGGGUUUAGGCUGUUUAUCUUCUGGACACUGAAGGAUGUCUCCAACACAGGGUUGAAACUCGGAUGAUUAAUCAGUCUGUCACCUUCUUGGCUGGAAGUGGCAAUGGUAGACAACAAAAACUGCGCCCUGUCGCACUCAUUACAACAAACACAAUCUGUCUCUGUAGCCAUUAAUGGGCUUUUUCCACAUGGACACACUACCAGUCAGUGUUCACGCUAGCCUCCCCGGCUUCACCAGCGGAUUCAUCUUCGGCAGCAGACGCCGCUGCAUGAUUAGCCAGAUAUUCCUCUCCUCGUCUUAUUUACUCCUCGCUGUAUUCUGGCUCAAAAGUUGUAAUCGUCCAACUCUGUGGGGGGUCAUCGCUUGCAGCACCCAUUCUACACACGAUCUGUGCUAUAGGUUCUCUAACUGUAGUAAUGAGAGCUCUGACUGACACAGAACUACAGUCUCAGGGCUGUUUAACUAGGAACGGCCACUUUUUCAAAUUCCCUGUGUUCGGGGUGGGACACGUGGAGAUCAGGAAAUCAACCUCACUCCUCCCUUAAGCUUGUUGUAGUUUUCAUAAAACACGUGAUUACCCCCAAAUACAUAAUUGAGGGUAAAAUAUGGGAAAUAACCAUAGCUAGCUAUUGAUCUACAGAAUGCAUUUAGAAGCCGUUUUCACAGACCUACAUGUUCGUAACGUGAUCUGGACAACGAUUUUGAGGUCAAUGGCCGGAACGUUCCUUUAAGACUAAUCUUGAAGCUAGUAUUCGACAGGCACCAUUGUAAACUUCAACUGUUCAAUUUGACUCUUCUCUUGUAGCUGCCCUUUGACUUUACCUGGAAGAUGCUGAAGGAUACCUUCAAUACAUGCGGUAAGAACAUAAUCUACUCAUCUCUCUCUCUCUGUGUAUGUGUGGAGGCUGCUGAUGGGGAGGACGGCUAAUAAUUAUUGCCGGAGCGAAUGGAAUGGCAUCAAACAUGGAAACCAUGUAUUUGAUACCAUUCCACUCCAGCCAUUAUCAUGAGCCCGUCUUCUCAAAUUAAGGUGCCACAAACCUCAUGUGAUAUAUAUAUAUAUAUAUAUAUAUAGAGAUACUACCAGUCAAAAGUUUGGACACACCUACUCAUUCAAGGGUUUUUCUUUAUUUGUACUAUUUUUUACAUUGUAGAAUAAUAGUGAAGACAUAAACUAUGAAAUAACACAUUUGUAAUCAUGUAGUAACCAAAAAAGUGUUAAACAAAUCAAAAUAUAUUUUGUAUUUGAGAUUCUUCAAAUAGCCACCCUUUUCCUUGAUGACAGCUUUGCACACUCUUGGCAUUCUCUCAACCAGUUUCAUGAGGUAGUCACAUGGAAUACAUUUCAAUUAACAGGUGUGCCUUCUUAAAAGUUAAUUUGUGGAAUUUCUUUCCUUAAUGCGUUUGAGCCAAUCAGUUGUGUUGUGACAAGGUAGGGGGGGUAUACGGUAGGGGGGGUAUACGGUAGGGGGGGUAUACAGAAGAAAUACCUAUUUGGUAAAAGACCAAGUCCAUAUUAUGGCAAGAACAGCUCAAAUAUGCAAAGAGAAACGACAGUCCGUCAUUACUUUAAGACAUGAAGGUCAGUCAAUACGGAACAUUUCAAGUUUCUUCAAGUGCAGUCGCAAAAACCAUCAAGCGCUAUGAUGAAACUGCCUCUCAUGAGGACCGCCACAGGAAUGGAAGACCCAGAGUUACCUCUGCUGCAGAGGAUAAGUUCAUUAGUUACCAGCCUCAGAAAUCGCAGCCCAAAUAAAUGCUUCAGAGUUCAAGUCACAGACACAUCUCAACGUCAACUGUUCAGAGGGGACUGUGUGAAUCAGGCCUUCAUGGUCGAAUUGCUGCAAAGAACCACUACUAAAGGACACCAAUAAUAAGAAGAGAUCUGCUUGGGCCAAGAAACACGAGUCAUGGACAUUAGACCGGUGGAAAUGUGUCCUUUGGUCUGGAGUCCAAAUUUGAGAUUUUUGGUUCCAACCGCCGUGUCUUCGUGAGAUGCGGUGUGGGUGAACGGAUGAUCUCAGCAUGUGUAGUUCCCACUGUAAAGCAUGGAGGAGAAGGUGUUAUGGUGUGGGGGUGCUUUGCUGGUGACACUGUCUGUGAUUCGUUUAGAAUUCAAGGCACACUUAACCAGCAUGGCUACGACAGCAUUCUGCAGCGAUACGCCAUCCCAUCUGGUUUGGGCUUAGUGGGACUGUCAUUUGUUUUUCAACAGGACAAUGACCCAACACACCUCCAGGCUGUGUAAGGGCUAUUUUACCAAAAAGGAGAGUGAAGGAGUGCUGCAUCAGAUGACCUGGCCACAGUCCCCCGACCUCAACCCAAUUGGGAUGGUUUGGGAUGAGUCGAACGGCAGAGUGAAGGAAAAGCAGCCAACAAGUGCUCAGCAUAUGUAGGAACUCCUUCAAGACUGUUAGACAAGCAUUCCAGGUGAAGCUGGUUGAGAGAAUCUCAAAUAUAAAAUGUUUUGAUUUGUUUAACCCUUUUUUGGUUACUACAUGAUUCCAUAUGUUAUUUCAUAGUUUUGAUGUCUUCACUAUUAUUCUACAAUGUAGAAAAUAGUAAAAAUAAAGAAAAACCCUUGAAUGAGUAGGUGUGUCCAAACUUUUGACUGGUACUGUUAUUUAUAUAUUAGGGACUUUCUUGCGCCCAAGAGACCAGUGAUGUAGUCAAGUCACUAAACCUCGAGGUAGAGUCCCUAGUGUCCGAGUUCUUUAUACUGAAGUCACGAUUCGCGUCUCAAUUCCCUAAAAGCUGUGGUCCAACCAUUUUAAAAAUCUGAGUUAUGUUACAUUGUUGCACAUUGUAAGGAUAACACGAUAAUACAGCUCUCUUAACAUUUGCUGUUGUAGCUAGUAUGUUAAAUAUGCAACCAAGAGAUUUGACAGUCACUACUGGUUGACUUGGAGUCAUGAAAUUAAUCUUAGACUCGAAUACUACAACAAUGCAAGAGACUAUUAUGUGAAAUGUAAUUCAACAGAAUUGAGAAGCAUGCUAAUUGGAUUGUUUUGAAGUUAGACCACAACAUUUUCCCAUUUGGCAAUGACACCAUGGUGAAGUCUUUUUGACCCAAGAUUCAAUUGGAACUUUAAUCAAAAUAUUUCUAACCCCACCAAUGUGCUUUCUUUUGCAGGUCUCGUCCAGUAUGCUGACAUCAAGACGGAGAAUGGCAAGUCCAAGGGCUGUGGCGUGGUUCGCUUCGACAACCCGGAGACUGCAGAGAAAGCCUGUCGCAUCAUGAAUGGCUACAGGCUGAAUGGAAGAGAGAUCGACGUCAGAAUUGACAGAAACGCAUAA
Coregonus sp. 'balchen' is the source of this 9179-nucleotide messenger RNA. The record is from the annotation of a GenBank genome assembly. Lineage: Eukaryota; Metazoa; Chordata; Actinopteri; Salmoniformes; Salmonidae.